Molecule: messenger RNA, 1065 nt
Organism: Penicillium crustosum
Lineage: Eukaryota; Fungi; Ascomycota; Eurotiomycetes; Eurotiales; Aspergillaceae
Product: GOLPH3/VPS74 family protein
Exons: 4
Coding region: 1-1065 (354 amino acids)
Biological process (GO): Golgi organization; retrograde vesicle-mediated transport, Golgi to endoplasmic reticulum; Golgi to plasma membrane protein transport
Cellular component (GO): trans-Golgi network; Golgi cisterna; cytosol
Molecular function (GO): phosphatidylinositol-4-phosphate binding
Source: RefSeq, a predicted model, not a curated record
AUGGCCUCAGCAGCCGGGGGCUUGACUCGCCGCAGAGGCGCCGGUCGAGUCGCUGGGGCAGACGAACAAGAUGACAGCCGAGUGUCAUCGCCAAUCUCCCGAAAUGGCUCUGCGAUGGAUAACCGUGGACCGGAGACGUCGUUUACCAGUGCAGAGAAUGGCCACAAGAUCGCGUUCGACCCCCGCGACAUCAGCGAAAAUGAGGAACGGGGCAAGCAACCUAAAUUGACUCUGAUGGAGGAUAUCUUGCUGCUGGGUCUGAAGGAUAAGCAGGGUUAUCUGUCGUUCUGGAACGAAAACAUCUCCUAUGCCCUGCGCGGGUGUAUCGUUAUUGAACUCGCACUCCGCGGCCGUAUAAGCAUGCAGAAGGAUUCGUCGCGGCGACGUUUCCCCCUGGCUGACCGCAUCAUCGAAGUCAUCGACGAUACAUUGACUGGGGAGGUCUUGCUGGACGAGACUCUGAAGAUGAUGAAGUCAAGCGAGAAGAUGAGCGUCAACUCAUGGAUUGAUUUGCUGAGUGGCGAAACCUGGAAUUUGAUGAAGAUCGGAUAUCAAUUGAAGCAAGUCCGGGAACGACUGGCCAAGGGUCUUGUGGACAAGGGUAUUCUCCGGACCGAAAAGCGCAACUUCCUUCUCUUCGAUAUGGCGACGCAUCCCGUGGCCGACGGCGGCGCGAAAGACGAGCUCCACCGACGGGUGCGCAACAUCUGCAGCAACCGCACCGUGAUUAUCCCUCCUAGCCCAUGGCUCCCCGAAGACGCCGAAUACCGAUACAUCCGUUCUAUUUCCAUGGUUUGCGCCGCAUACGCCGCCAAUGUCCUCGAGAACGCUUUGGUUACCAUGAGCCACGAGGCUCGCGAGAGAGCUUUCGCGCAGGUGGAUGAAUUGCUAGCAGAGUACUCGCAGUGGCCGUUUGGCCGGAAGGCCGGAGGUUCACAGGCUAUUGGAGCCAACCUGGCUCAAGUAGUCAAUGAGGAGAUCAAUCGGAACAAGGAUAAAGAGCUUCAGAUGGAGAUUGUCGCCGCAUGCUUGAGCGUUUUUACCAGACUUGAUUCUUUACUUUAA